CAAUCCUCAAUGCACUUUUCCAUAACCAAUCACUCACCGGAAAACUCAAAAACACUCACUGGAAAAGCAAAAAAUUAGCGAAGGUUAUCGGAGAAAAUGGCGCUAAACGGUUUAAUUCUAUCGCUUAAAGUUGCGCUAAUUUCAAUUGGUGCAAUUUCGUUAGCGCUGUUAGCAAAAGCGUCUAUUCCAUUGGUUUUAUAUGAACUCCCAACAAUUUGGAGUGCUGUUGUUGUUUGGCUUAAGCCUCCGUAUCUCUACUUUGUUAUCAACGGUAUAAUCGUAAUCAUCGUUGCUACUUCUCGCUCGUCGAAUCAUAAGGAGUCCAGCUCCGGCGAUCAAUUUCAGACGUUGAUUACUGCUAGAACACCUCCACCGUCAGAUUUUAUAGCGAUUACACAACCUGCAGAGCUGGAACUUCAUACAGUUCAGAGUGAAAUGAAAGUGUUUGAGGCAGCUACUGUACCCGUGCACGAAACGAAGGUGUUUGAAGUUAAGCCAGUGCUGGUGAACGGCUCCGUCGUGGUUGUGAAUCACGAAGAUGAAGAUGUAAAUGAUGAGCCUGAUGAAAGCGAUGCGAUUGUUGAUUCGGAAUCUGCUGGGGCUCCGUUGCCGGAAACUGAAGCUAAAAAUGAGCUGCUUUUACUACCGGCGACGGAGAAACCUCUGGCUUCUUCCAGGUUCAGUAACCGGAAACCACCUGUGAAAAUGAAUCCAGAAGGGGUGAAGUCAUUGAAGGUGGCGAGGUCAAAAAAGCCGGAGACAUUAGAGAACACAUGGAAGAUGAUAACAGAGGGGCGUCACGUGCCACUCACGAGGCAUAUGAAGAAAUCAGAAACCUUCAACAACGGGCGUCACGUGCCGGUGGAGGACGACGUGGCUCAGGAGGAAAACGAGAAUUCCACCACCUUUCAGCUGCCGCAGCACCACGAACAGAGGCACGUGCUCAAGUCGGAGACGUUCAAGGAUCGGACUAACUACGAAUCGCCGGCGACGGUGAAGAUACUUAAGGAUCAGUCGCUGAGCUCCGACGAGUUGAAUCGGAAAGUGGAAGCGUUUAUUAAGAAGUUUAAUGAAGAUAUGAGAUUACAGAGACAACAGUCUAUGCAGCAGUACAUGGAGAUGAUUAACCGUGGAGUGUAAAUUAAUUAGUUUUAGUUAAAAAAAGAAAAAUUAACUUUUUUUAUCUUCUUUUCCAGAAAAAAAAAAAAGAUUUUUUCCUUUUAAAAGAAAAGGUUGACCAAAAAAAAAAAGAAAAAAAAAAAAGAAGGGAGAGGAAUUUUUAAUUUGGAUUUAGUUUUUUUAGGCUUUUGAAGUGACUUGGGUUUUGUUUGAUUUUAUAGGAAAUACUGUAGGAUGUAUAGGAGUACAAAGUGGGAAAUUAAUACUGUGAAUUGUUCUUUUAUUUGUCAUAAGUUUCUUAAAUGAAAAAAAAAAAAAAAUGAAUAUAGCA
This is a messenger RNA of Capsicum annuum, 1450 nucleotides long. RefSeq lists its product as uncharacterized. The transcript is spliced from 2 exons. Lineage: Eukaryota; Viridiplantae; Streptophyta; Magnoliopsida; Solanales; Solanaceae. The record is from RefSeq and is a predicted model, not a curated record. Bases 97 to 1140 code for a protein of 347 amino acids.